AUUCGUUUUUAUUGCUCUUUCUGAACAUGUACUAAAUUUAUUUUAAGUAAUAAUUUUUUUUAUAUUUAUUAAGUCCACAACUUUUGAACCGAACUGACCGCAAACAAGUAAAACUAGUGAAGCGCUUGCAAAAUAAGUUUUAUUGCAUUUUGUUUACCUCGUGUGCAGCAUCAGACUUUCUCUUUAUUUAAUUUAAAACUUCAAUUGCAAAGCAUAACUUCAGUUGCUUCUAAGUACGCUAACUGAAAACUAGUUCAGCGUUUAAGUUCGGUGUGAAAAUACUAAAUAUUAACAUGAAUAAAUUUAAAUAUGAAUUUCCUUUCGAAAUCGAAACCGUUGAGUCAAACUUGAACUCCGAAUUAUUGGAAUAUUUUCACGGUGAAAAAACUGGCUUCGUACAAGUUGGACCGGAAAAAUACUUUUUUCCUAACAAAUACAAAAAUGAGGCAAAGGAAUAUUAUAAUUUUGAAGCACGCUCCGAUGAUGUGUGGAUUGCAACGUUUCCACGUUCCGGUACCACUUGGACACAAGAAAUGAUUUGGUUAAUAGCAAAUAAUUUGGAUUUCGAUGCAGCUAAGAGUCAACUACUAACAGAAAGAUUUCCAUUCUUUGAAUUUCCAUUGUUCGUACAUCCGGAGAUAAAAAGCAAAUUAAUAGAAGAAAAUGCAAAUGAUGCAGAUAACUUGAAAUUCAUAGAAUUAAUAUCACGUCCAGGUUAUCAGUCUUUAAGUGAAAUUGAAAUCGGUAAAAGACGAUUUAUAAAGACACACUUUCCAUUCUCAUUAUUGCCACCCAGUGUGUUGGAGAAGAAAUGCAAGAUCAUUUAUGUAACACGCGAUCCUAAAGAUGUAGCAGUGUCUUAUUAUCAUCUUAACAGAUUAUAUCGUACACAAGGUUAUGUAGGAGAUUUCUCACGUUACUGGUCUUAUUUUGAAAGAGGACUAAAUCCUUGGUUACCAUACCACAGUCAUAUUAAAGAAGCACUUGCUCAUAGUCAUUUACCUAAUGUGUUGAUGUUGAAAUAUGAAGACAUGCUUAAGGAUUUGAGUGCCACCAUUACAAAACUUGCUAGUUUUCUUGAUUGCAACCUGACCACUGAAGGUUCAGAAAAUCUUAUCAAUCAUUUGAACAUAACGAAUUUUCGUAAAAACUCUGCCGUGAAUGGUCAUGAAAUGGAAGCGAUCGGAAUUCUGAAUAAAGGAGAAGCGAGUUUUGUGCGUACUGGCGGUAGUGGUGUGCAAAAGGAGUAUACAGAUAAUCCAGAAAUUCUGAAAAAAGCAAAUAAUUGGUUGGAAAGGCAACAAAUUGAUUUAAUAUGA
Molecule: messenger RNA, 1319 nt
Organism: Teleopsis dalmanni
Lineage: Eukaryota; Metazoa; Arthropoda; Insecta; Diptera; Diopsidae
Product: luciferin sulfotransferase-like
Exons: 5
Coding region: 294-1319 (341 amino acids)
Biological process (GO): sulfation
Cellular component (GO): cytoplasm
Molecular function (GO): sulfotransferase activity
Source: RefSeq, a predicted model, not a curated record